UCUCUCUCUCUCCCUACAUACACGCACGCAAACACACACAGUUACAUCACCUCAAAUUCAUGUUCAUUAUAGAUAGAUUCCUAAGCCAUUAACAUCCCUAUAAUCUUACCCGUUCCGAACAACGCCAUCAAUCCUCUUCGCCCUAAGCCGUCCCUUUCCAUCUCAAUUUUCCUGAUCAUCCCUCGCCAUCCGGUAAUCUUGUAAAAUGAUAAUACGACACUAUCACUGGAUUCGGUGAAAUAAUAACGUGUCAGCUGUUACAUUAAUUAACUGAUGUACGGUCGGAAAGUCACGUUAUUGGUAUUAUAGUCACAAAAUAUGUAUUUUUUAUUUUGUGUACACAGUAUUUUUCCCGAACGACAAUUUCUUUUUAUUGGACUGAGGGAAAGAAGGGAGAGAGAAAGAGAGAGAGAGAGAAGGAUGGUUUUUGCCUCUGGCUCGGACGUAAAUAGAUUUAUUCGAUUCCGUCUGUGAUCGAGAAUGUUUUCUCGCGCGUUUUCCAGGGAACGGACACUACGGAAGAAGAAGUGAAAAAGUUCACGUGGCGUGCCAUCGGCAAACAUCCGAGACGACGUCGGGGAAGUGUGCGACGCCGGCGACCUGCGACUGCGAUUGCGAUUGCUAAAUUCCCACUUGCCCCGAGGAUAUGUUAUUUCUGAAGGCACAGGUUCGCAUCGCGCGGAUCAAAUGUGCCCGCAAUGGCGGCGGAAAGUGGGCCAGGUCGGCUGUCGGAGCCGAGCCGAUGCAACCAGGAGACGUCAGUUGCGGCGGCGAUGAGACACGAACGACGAGACAACGACGUUAAGGUGCGAUCGCCUGGAAUGAAGCAUUGAGAUAAAGACCCACGCGCAUUACCGAUGAGCGCCUGAAGUUUAUGACGAGAUCUCGCCGGUUGCAGACCGCGAGCUCGGAACUCGAAUUUGCGAUAAAGAAUCGCGCCGGUCAGUGCGUCGAGUGCCUACUUUCCAGAGUCGUCUCUUCCGUCAUGCGAACGGAAGUCGGUGGACGUGCGGCGACGAGCGUCGCGCGGGGCUUCUCGUCGGGCCUGUACCCGGUGACCCGGGUGAGCACGAGAUGAAAGCGCGCGUCGCGUUCACAUCGCGAGAUGUCGUCGGGACUGACUGGAUGAAGGACGGGAGAGGACGGGACGGGAUGAGGACGGUCGGGCAAGUGUCCGCGGCGAUCGGCCGCGGCGGCGGGUCGAGACGUCGUACGCUGAUGCUGCUGGUCGCGAUCGCGUGCUGCUGCUGGCUGCUGCUGAUCGGCGAGUGCGCCGGGCAGAAGCCGAUCAACCUCGGCGGCAGCAAGAAGCGCGACGUCUACAUCGCCGGCUUCUUCCCGUACGGCAAUCACGUGCCGGAGGGUCACAUCGGCCGCGGCGUCAUGCCCGCGGUGAAGCUCGCGGUGGAGCACAUCAACGAGCACCCGACCAUACUCAGGGACUAUCGACUGCAUAUGUGGUGGAACGACACGGAGGUGAGUUCCUCUGUAAGAUACGACAAAAUCCCUGAACGCUAGUUAGCGAAUCCCUAAAUGCGAAUUUCUCUUCCUUCACUUUUUUCAGUAAGGUUACACCUAUUCCUCUCUAAUGUUACGCUCUUUCCACUUUUGUCUCUCUUUCUUCUUUCUUUUUCCAAUUAUCCUCAUCCUUAUACAUUGUUGAAGGCAGUUUCUUUUUCAUUAUUAUUUGAUUACGGGCCCGCCCAAGUCUUUUGCCGAGUCGUCGUUAUCGCACAAGGGUCGUUAAAGAUUAAUAAAUUAUUACCUCGCUUAUAACUUUUUCCAUCACUGCUCAAAUAUAUUUCUCGAUCCAGAAUUCCUAAUCGUUAAAUAAAGAAUGAUGUUAUUUCAUUACUGUGAUCUGAUAUGUGGUAAUGUGAGGAUAAGAGAUACACUGGCCAUUAGAGACUCCAGAUGUUUGGCUGCGCAACUGAAAUAACGUGUCCAAUCGAAAAUUGAUAAAUUAUUAGCAGAUUUGGAUAUAUUUAUAUCUUCUUUCGUUAUUCUCCAGAUACAUUUCUCAAUCUUCAUUAAAUUGAAAACGAUGAUUGAUCAGAAUUUCUCAAGACUUUUCAUUAAAAUGUCAAGACUUUUAUCCCUCAUUUUUUCUACUUUCUAUUAAAAUGCAAGGGAUCAAAUUUGAUACGUAAGGGAAAAAGUAGUAUUAUGAAAUCCUAUUUCAUUUUAAUAGCUUGGAAGCGUCCAAUUUCGGUAAAUGUAUUUAAUGAAACAUCAAUUU
Temnothorax curvispinosus is the source of this 2239-nucleotide messenger RNA. RefSeq lists its product as uncharacterized. Gene Ontology annotation, molecular function: G protein-coupled GABA receptor activity. The transcript is spliced from 3 exons. NCBI's taxonomy places the organism in Eukaryota, Metazoa, Arthropoda, Insecta, Hymenoptera, Formicidae. Gene Ontology annotation, biological process: G protein-coupled receptor signaling pathway; gamma-aminobutyric acid signaling pathway. The coding region runs from base 1075 to 1518 and encodes 147 amino acids. The record is from RefSeq and is a predicted model, not a curated record. Gene Ontology annotation, cellular component: G protein-coupled receptor heterodimeric complex; membrane.